AUUAUUGUCUUCAUAGGGCUAGCGCCAAAAAACUGAUUGAGAGACGUGGUCCAACAAAGAAACAAAACGGGACUACAAACCAAUUGGCUCUUGCUCUUAUUAUAGUAGUUCCCUGCUCUGCUUCACAAAAAAUAUCUCAAAUUCAUAUCUUUGAUCAAGCUUCAAUGGCUGCAUUAAGUUCAGUUUCAGUAGCGCACGUAUCAUUUUCCAUAUCUAACCCUCAAAUCCCAAGAAACUACAGACGUUUGCCUACUUUAUUUGCAUCAGCAUCAGCUACACCUUCCCACGAAUCAUCUUCAUCCACACAAAGUGGGAGUAUAUUAUCCUCAACUAAUUCUCCACCAAAAGUGCCCUUUGUUGAGUCCUCUGAAAUCCCCGAAAAUGGUUUCAACUUUGCUUUGGCUAAUCCUAAUGGAAACCCUGUUGUUAGACUUGUUCAGCACACUGAAUCAACUAUUGAGAGGGCAAUAUUUGACUUCCGUUUUCUGGCAUUCCUUGCUAUCGGAGGUUCAUUGGCUGGUUCGCUGCUCUGCUUCCUCAAUGGUUGUGUCUACAUUAUUGACGCUUACAAGGUUUAUUGGACGAGCUGUGUCAAGGGAAUUCACACAGGACAAAUGGUUCUGCGAUUGGUUGAAGCUAUAGAUGUUUAUCUUGCUGGGACUGUGAUGUUCAUAUUUGGGAUGGGCUUGUACGGAUUGUUUAUCACUAAUUCCUCUGCUAAUGUUGAUCCAACUUCUGACCGUGCCCUCAAGCACUCUUCCUUGUUUGGGAUGUUUGCUCUGAAGGCGAUAUUUGACUUCCGUUUUCUCGCACUCCUUGCUAUCGGAGGUUCAUUGUCUGGUUCUCUGCUCUGCUUCCUCAAUGGUUGUGUCUACAUCUUUGAUGCUUACAAAGUUUAUUGGAGCAGCUGUGUCAAAGGAAUUCACACAGGACAAAUGGUUCUGCGAUUGGUUGAAGCUAUAGGUGAGUUUCUGAAUGAUCUUGAUUUUUUAAUGAUCAUGCUGCUUGUAAUCAGAAAAUAGUAGAAGAGCACCUCA
Nicotiana attenuata is the source of this 1037-nucleotide messenger RNA. RefSeq lists its product as uncharacterized. The coding region runs from base 165 to 1022 and encodes 285 amino acids. NCBI's taxonomy places the organism in Eukaryota, Viridiplantae, Streptophyta, Magnoliopsida, Solanales, Solanaceae. The transcript is spliced from 6 exons. The record is from RefSeq and is a predicted model, not a curated record.